Molecule: messenger RNA, 1677 nt
Organism: Seriola dumerili (greater amberjack)
Lineage: Eukaryota; Metazoa; Chordata; Actinopteri; Carangiformes; Carangidae
Product: beta-1,3-galactosyl-O-glycosyl-glycoprotein beta-1,6-N-acetylglucosaminyltransferase-like
Exons: 5
Coding region: 364-1656 (430 amino acids)
Cellular component (GO): membrane
Molecular function (GO): beta-1,3-galactosyl-O-glycosyl-glycoprotein beta-1,6-N-acetylglucosaminyltransferase activity
Source: RefSeq, a predicted model, not a curated record
CAGAAAGAGACUUCGACACAACCCCGGCAGUAGCAGAGUUGGUGAUGAAUCUGAAACGGGGCAAUAAAAUGUAAAGCAACUAAUCUGCCUGGAUCCAGAAAGACAGGAACUUAUCUACACACUGUAAAACAUUACUCUAUGAAAAUCAGUACAGUAAAGUACAGAAUGGAGCAAUAACUAGAAAAAUGUUUGGUUUAUUGUAAUGAUGACAGGCCUUAAUAAUUUCAGACGCAUAAUGUUUCAAUGGCAGAAAAAAGUAAAUCAGUGAGUAUUUGAAAGAAACAUAAAGGUGAAGUGCAGGUGAACUACAUACAGAACUCACACAGUAAAAGCUCCCUAUAGUUAAGUUCCUCCUCUCAAAUAAUGAGGCUACUGAAAGGAGGUAGGCUUCUACUGUUGCUGAAGAUCACUCUUGGACUGGGAUCACUAUGGAUGCUUUCCUUACUCAGUCGCCCAAAAACAAGCUGGGAUCCUACCUACUUUCUCAGCUACAGCUGGUUGGAGUAUACAGAUGCUGAUGGCGGCCCAGAGACAGCGUGCAACUGUUCAGAGAUCCUGCGUGGAGAGAGGCAGGCACUGGAACAAGCCAAAUUACUGACUCUCACUGAAGACUUCCGCAAGAGUGUUCACAUCCCUGAUGAGUAUUACAUUAAUGCAACCAAAGACUGUAGGGAAUUCAAGUUAAGCAGAAAAUACUUAACACUCCCGUUAAGCCAGGAGGAAGAGGACUUCCCUCUGGCUUACUCUAUAGUUGUUCAUCAUAAGGUGCAGAACUUUGAGCGACUGCUGCGAGCCAUCUAUGUACCUCAUAAUAUAUAUUGUAUCCAUGUGGACAAAAAAUCAGAUCCCUCAAUCUUCUCUACCAUUAUGGCAAUUACUUCCUGUUUCCCGAAUAUCUUCAUGGUCAGCAAGCCUGUGAGCGUGGUCUAUGCUGCCUGGCCGCGUGUCCAGGCUGACCUUAACUGUAUGGCUGACCUCUAUGAAGCCAGCACAAAAUGGAAAUACUUCAUCAACCUUUGUGGCCAGGAUUUCCCCCUGAAAACCAACUUGGAGAUGGUGAGGAUGUUGCGUUCAUUGAAGGGCGGGAACAGCUUAGAGUCAGAAAAAAUGCCUGAGGGAAAGAAGUCAAGAGUGACAAAAUCUUACAAGAUAGUUGAUGGAAACAUCCAGGGGUCAGGAAAAGCGAAGGAGCCACCUCCCUUCAACCUGCCCAUUCUGUCAGGAAAUGCCUAUAUUGUGGUUAGCCGAGGCUACGGGCGCAGUGUGUUGGAAGACAGCCGAAUACAGACACUGAUUGAGUGGGCCAAAGACACCUACAGUCCUGAUGAAUUUCUCUGGGCAACCAUUCAGCGAAUCCCUGGUGUUCCUGGCUCAGCAUGGCCCAACACUAAAUAUGACAUGUCAGACAUGAAUGCAAUUGCACGGCUGGUGAAGUGGCAGUGGCAUGAGGGGUCACUGGGUUCACUGGAGGCAGUGUACCCAGAGUGUCAUGGCAACCAUGUCAGGUCAAUCUGUGUAUAUGGUGCUGGAGACCUAAAAUGGAUGCUUGAGCAGCAUCACCUCUUUGCCAACAAGUUUGACAUGGAUACAGAUCCCAUUGCUAUUUACUGCUUGGAGAAGUAUCUGAGACAAAAGGCACUGGCUGAGUUGCACUAGGUGUAUUGGAGAUUUUUUUUU